UACAUAUUCUAACCUUAGCAACUUUGAGCCCUUUCACUUUGAUUCUUCCUGUCUACCUAGGUUAAAAUACUACUACUCCCUUCAUGAUCAAAUGCACCAAGACCUCAUCAUGUAAAUAUCAAUACCAAUACAUUACAUUAUAAUAUGUAGACACUAGCUAGACACCUCCAAGCCGUGUAAAGGUCUACUUUGGAGGCUAUAAAUGCCCAGCCAUGACAUAUGCAUGGCUCUCUACACAACAUACCACCAUCAUUGCCUCUGCUCUUCUCUCCCCUCCGCUCUUCUCUCCACUGCCCAACUUUUCCCAUAGACAACAACCUCUAGCUAGCUUUCCUCUAGAGCAGCAAUGGCCAUGCACCCACUCUCCCAAGGGCACCCACAGGCCUGGCCAUGGGGGGUAGCCAUGUACACGAACCUACACUACCACCAACAGUACGAGAGGGAGCACCUGUUCGAGAAACCAUUGACGCCCAGUGAUGUGGGCAAGCUCAACAGGUUGGUGAUCCCCAAGCAGCAUGCGGAGAGGUACUUCCCCCUGAACGGUGGAGACUCCCCCGGUGAGAAGGACCUGCUCCUGUCCUUCGAGGAUGAGGCCGGCAAGCCAUGGCGGUUCCGGUACUCAUACUGGACGAGCAGCCAGAGCUACGUGCUCACCAAGGGCUGGAGCCGGUACGUCAAGGAGAAGCACCUAGACGCUGGAGACGUCGUGCACUUCGAUAGGGUGCGUGGCCUUGGCACAGGCGACAGGCUCUUCAUCGGCUGCAGGCGCCGUGGCGAGACUGCCCCAGCAGCGGUGGCAACACCGCCUCCUGUGCGUGUUCUGCCGCCUGCGCUGAACGCCGGGGAGCAGAAGCCUUGGAGCCCGAUGUGCUACAGCACGUCAGGGUCGUACCCUACCAGCCCUGCCAAUUCCUACGCCUAUCGCCACUCCGUGGAGCAGGAUCACAGCGACAUGCUGCACGCAGGCGAGUCGCAGAGAGACGCAGACGCCAAGAGCAGCAGCACAGCAUCAGCACCACCAUCUAGGCGUCUCAGGCUCUUCGGCGUGAACCUCGACUGUGGCCCGGAGCCGGAGGCAGAGGCGCCAACGACGCCAAUGUACGGCUACACUAACCACAGCCCCUACGCUGCAGUGGCCACAGUGCCAAAUUACUGGGGCAGUUCAUAAGAUGAUGAGAUCUGAGGCCAUGCUUGGAGGAUCCUAACAACCAGCAGCCAAACUAGUUACUACCAGCCUACAAGGCUGCUACUACAACUCUGGACUAAGUGACAGGCUUGAAUUGACCUGUGGAAGGAAAACGAAGGAAGUGGGGAGAUCCCUUGUUUCCCGGGCAAUCUUCCUUCCAUCCCCAGAGUGCCCUUUUUUUUUCUAUAUUUUCUUUCUUCUUGUCUUCCAGAAGACCUACUCGAUCACAGUGCAGGGGCCCUUAGCAGGUGGCAGGUUUCAGGAAGCAUCAGGUUGAAAAGGAGAGAAGAGUGAGAGAGAUGGAAGGAUGGUGACACACAUGAAAAACAAAAGGACAUGCUUGCAAGUAAUGUAUCUGUCAUCUGUAUGUAGUGGGUCCAAGAACAAACUAUGAAGUUGAUGUAUCCUCUCCUGCCUCCUGAAGAAACAAAGUAAUAUCCUCCAUGGGGAUUUUGUUCUCUCCCCAUCUCUACAGUCUCACCUCUUCCAGUACUGUUGUUCUACACCUCAUGCAAUCAAUUAGUUUAAUGCUCUCAAUUCAA
Brachypodium distachyon (stiff brome) is the source of this 1728-nucleotide messenger RNA. Its product is annotated as B3 domain-containing protein Os11g0156000. The transcript has 3 exons. NCBI's taxonomy places the organism in Eukaryota, Viridiplantae, Streptophyta, Magnoliopsida, Poales, Poaceae. The coding region runs from base 347 to 1168 and encodes 273 amino acids. The record is from RefSeq and is a predicted model, not a curated record. Gene Ontology annotation, molecular function: DNA binding; DNA-binding transcription factor activity.